Molecule: messenger RNA, 2240 nt
Organism: Menidia menidia (Atlantic silverside)
Lineage: Eukaryota; Metazoa; Chordata; Actinopteri; Atheriniformes; Atherinopsidae
Source: the annotation of a GenBank genome assembly
AUGUCUUUUAGGACCUCAACCACCUCUUACAGGAGUUCUUCAGCCCCGAGGAACUUCAGCAGCAGCUCCUACGCAGGACCAGGCGGCAUCUCCUCCCGCAAGAGCUUCACCGUCAAGAGCUCCUACGGAGGUGCCGGCGGCCGGAGCUUCGGGGGAGCGGGGGGCUUCGGGGGAGCGGGAGGCUACGGGGGAGCCGGGAUCACCAGCAGCUCGGCCUACAGCGUGAGCUCCAGCAUGGGCGGCGCAGGAGGCAUGGGCUUCGGCAUGGGCAUGGGCUACGGAGGCGGCAUGGCCGGCCAGGCCCCCAUCACCGCCGUGACGGUGAACAAGAGCCUGCUGGCCCCCCUCAACCUGGAGAUCGACCCCAGCAUCCAGAUAGUCCGCACCCAGGAGAAGGAGCAGAUCAAGACCCUCAACAACCGCUUCGCCUCCUUCAUUGACAAGGUCCGCUUCUUGGAGCAGCAGAACAAAAUGCUGGAGACCAAAUGGAACCUGCUGCAGGGGCAGACCACCACCCGCUCCAACAUCGACGCCAUGUUCGAGGCCUACAUCGGCAACCUGCGCCGGCAGCUGGACAGCCUGGGCAACGACAAGAUGAAGCUGGAGGCUGACCUGCACAACAUGCAGGGCCUGGUGGAGGACUUCAAGAACAAGUAUGAAGACGAGAUCAACAAGCGUACAGAGUGCGAAAAUGACUUUGUCCUCAUCAAGAAGGACGUGGACGAGGCCUACAUGAACAAGGUGGAGCUGGAGGCCAAGCUGGAGAGUUUGACAGACGAGAUCAACUUCCUCCGAUCCAUCUACGAGGAGGAGCUGCGUGAGCUGCAGGGCCAGAUCAAGGACACCUCGGUCAUCGUGGAGAUGGACAACAGCCGCAACCUGGACAUGGACUCCAUCGUGGCCGAGGUCAGGGCUCAGUACGAGGACAUCGCCAACCGCACCCGCGCCGAGGCCGAGACCUGGUACAAGACCAAGUACGAGGAGAUGCAGACGUCCGCCAACAGAUACGGCGAGGACCUGAGAGCCACCAAGACCGAGAUUGGCGACCUCAACCGCAUGAUCCAGAGGCUGACGUCAGAGAUCGACGCCAUUAAGGGACAGCGCGCCAACCUGGAGGCCCAGAUCGCCGAGGCUGAGGAGCGCGGGGAGCUGGCGGUGAAGGACGCCAAGGGCCGCAUCAGGGACCUGGAGGAGGCCCUGCAGAGAGCCAAGCAGGACAUGGCCCGCCAGAUCCGGGAGUACCAGGACCUGAUGAACGUCAAGCUGGCCCUGGACAUCGAGAUCGCCACCUACAGGAAGCUGCUGGAGGGCGAGGAGGACAGGCUGGUGAACGGCAUCAAGUCCAUCAACAUCUCUCAGCAGAGCUCGAGUUACGGCGGGUUCCCCAUGGACAGUAUGAAGAGCAGCUACUCGUCCGGCAACUACUCCAGCGGCUUCAGCAGCGGCGGCGGCUAUGGCGGCGGCAGCAGCUAUGGCGGCGGCAGCAGCUACGGCGCCGGCAGCUAUGGCGGCGGGAGCUACGGCGGCGGCUUCAGCAGCGGCAGCGCCGGCGGCUACAGCAGCACCACCACCCAGAGCAAAAAGAACGUGGUCAUCAAGAUGAUCGAGACCAAGGACGGCCGAGUGGUGUCCGAGUCCUCCGAGGUCAUCGAGGACUGAGCCGCCCACUUGGGAGGCGCAGUCCUACCCGCCCGCUACGAUAUCCCCCCCGGGCCUCUCUGGUAGUUCCACACCCACAUUUCACCACAACCGUAGUUAAACGAGUCCGAAGUAAAGCGCUUGGCCUCCACUCUCCAGCAGAGCAUAAGCAUAGAAGCAAUAAAUGAUCCUAACACUACCAAAGAUCUGAAAGGGACCAAAGAAACUCACCCUGCUAUGUCUGACUGUACAAAAAAAAAAAAGUAGUUUUGUACCAGAAAACGUGUUUUUAAAGAAAAAAGAAGAAAAAAAAAUACGGGCAAAUUGCACAAAUGGUAAAAGAAGAUGCAUCACACUCCCAUGAAGUCUAUUCAACUGCUAGUCCAUAGAAGGGCCGUGGCCCUCAAGUGGACAGAGAAUGUGAAUGUACCGAAACAGAGCUUCAGUGUUGUUGGUCAGCUGAUGUCUAAAAACCGCCUGCUGCAGUAGGUCGCGCAUGUGUUUCCCCGUGUGUCCCGUAACUGAAACCGUUCCACCCCUUAGGAGGCCGCCCACGCCAGAUUUUGUCCUGAGGUGCUGUUUUUGCUACCAAACUGAAUAAA